Messenger RNA from Lachnellula hyalina, 846 nucleotides. RefSeq lists its product as uncharacterized. Bases 1 to 846 code for a protein of 281 amino acids. The transcript has a single exon. NCBI's taxonomy places the organism in Eukaryota, Fungi, Ascomycota, Leotiomycetes, Helotiales, Lachnaceae. The record is from RefSeq and is a predicted model, not a curated record.
AUGGCAUGCACUUCCACUCCACCAUACCAACAAAAGAUGGGAAUAUUAUACCCAAUGGCAAAGGACCUACCUUCAGCUUCAUUCCCUCUUCCCGCUCGAAUAAUCUUUCACCGCGAUCUUCAACCUCCUCCGUCCAAUCCUCAACCAGCGGCAGUCCCCCACGCUCCCCUCGCCUCCUCCCCCGUUAACGAACCUCUCUCCUCAUCAUCUCCACCACCACCACCAUUACGCUAUAACAAUCGCACAGUCAUCAAAGACGCAAACUUCACACUCGAGGAAUUCGGCGAGUCGGACUACGAGGAUUUCGACAGCGACGACGAAUCUGUAAUCAGACCACAUCAAUACGAAGAUGCCGAGUCUGACCGAGCACCCUCAAUCAAAGCCUCUCCGCGCAACGACCUCCCAAAUAAACUAUACACCGGGAUCCGCAACAUGAAUUGCGAGACACAGGAUAUCCUAGGCCCGGAACUAGACCGGGAGGCAUGGUUGAAGAAAGUACAAGCCGAGAAGCGACGAAAACGGCGCAGCUCAGGCAGUGUGCAGAAACGGACCUUUAGUCAAAGCAUUGGCAGCGAUACGGAUGAGGAAGACGUGCAACCUGUAUUCGAGGGCGCGAAUGAGGCUGGCUCGAGUGCGAGGAGAUUGAGGCGGAAGGCGGAUAAUGAACGGAUCAGCUUGAUUUUUGAUGAUCCGCCGCCGAGGAUCGAUGAGUUGGAGGAGCCGGAGAGCUGCGAGGAGGUGGUGGAGGUCAAGGGGAGUGAGGAUGAGGGGCAGGGGGUUGAUUGCAACCUGCCUUAUUAUGUCCAGGAUAUGGAUGUUGAUUCGGAUGACGAGGAUUCAGAGUAG